CUUUCCCGUUGGGGAAAGUGGUGGGGAAAGAGGCUAUGGUGGAGGCGGUUGGCAAGUCAGUAAAAGAAAAACGAAAAAAGUUCACCGCACUCGAAAAUUUCAGAAUUUAAGACUCCCAUCAAGCCUGCCACCCCCCACGCCGAAUCGGCCUUUACCUCUUGCGCCGGUUUUCCUUCUCAACCUUCCACCACCACAACCUCAUCACUUAAUACCACACAUCAUGGCGGAAGAAGUAUACGAUGGUGCCAUUGGCAUCGAUCUCGGCACCACCUACUCCUGCGUCGCCACGUACGAGGGUACCAAUGUCGAGAUCAUCGCCAACGAGCAGGGUAGCUUCACUACCCCGUCGUUCGUCUCCUUCACCCCCGAGGAGCGAUUGAUCGGUGAGGCUGCCAAGAACCAGGCUGCCAUGAACCCGGCGAAUACCGUCUUCGAUGUCAAGCGUCUCAUUGGACGGCGUUUCGAUGACCCGACGGUCAAGAAGGACAUCGAGUCGUGGCCCUUCCAGGUCGUCGACGACGAUGGCAGCCCAAAGGUCCAGGUCGACUACCUGGGCAGCGUCCACACUUUCUCUCCCCAGGAGAUCUCCGCCAUGGUCCUGACCAAGAUGAAGGAGAUUGCCGAGACCAAGCUCGGCAAGAAGGUUGAGAAGGCCGUUAUCACUGUGCCCGCCUACUUCAACGACAACCAGCGUCAGGCUACCAAGGACGCCGGUGCCAUUUCCGGCCUCAACAUUCUGCGUAUCAUCAACGAGCCUACUGCUGCCGCCAUUGCCUACGGCCUUGGCGCCGGCAAGUCCGAGAAGGAGCGCAACGUCCUGAUCUACGAUCUUGGUGGCGGUACCUUCGAUGUGUCGCUUCUCAACAUCCAGGGCGGUGUAUUCACUGUCCGCGCCACCGCUGGUGAUACGCACUUGGGAGGCCAGGAUUUCGACACCAACCUCCUCGACCACUGCAAGAAGGACUUCACCCGGAAGACCAAGAAGGAUCUCUCUGGCGAUGCCCGUGCUCUCCGGAGACUGAGAACCGCUUGCGAACGUGCCAAGCGUACUCUGUCCAACGGUGCCCAGACCACAAUUGAGAUCGACUCUCUGUUCGAUGGCGAGGACUUCAAUAUGCAGAUUACUCGUGCUCGUUUCGAGGAUCUCAAUGCCAAGGCCUUCAACGGCACUCUUGAGCCUGUUGCGCAGGUUCUCAAGGAUGCCGCCAUUGAGAAGAGCGCCGUUGACGAGAUUGUGCUUGUUGGUGGUUCCACCCGUAUCCCCAAGAUCCAGAAGCUCCUCAGCGAGUUUUUCGAUGGCAAGAAGCUCGAGAAGAGCAUCAACCCCGAUGAGGCUGUCGCCUACGGUGCCGCCGUCCAGGCCGGUAUCCUCUCCGGAAAGGCCACCUCGGCCGACACCGCCGACCUCCUCCUCCUCGAUGUUGUUCCUCUGUCCCUUGGUGUUGCUAUGGAGGGCAACAUCUUCGCCCCUGUCGUCACUCGCGGUCAGACUGUCCCCACCAUCAAGAAGAGAACCUUCACGACGGUUGCCGACAACCAGCAGACUGUCCAGUUCCCCGUGUUCCAGGGUGAGCGUGUCAACUGCGAGGACAACACCUCUCUGGGUGAAUUCACCCUUGCCCCCAUCCCCCCGAUGAAGGCUGGCGAGGCUGUUCUCGAGGUUGUCUUUGAGGUCGAUGUGAACGGUAUACUCAAGGUUACCGCCACUGAGAAGACGUCCGGCCGCAGCGCCAACAUCACAAUCUCCAACUCUGUUGGCAAGCUCUCGUCGAGCGAGAUUGAGGACAUGAUCAGCGGUAAGCAUCACCUUAACUCCACAAACUUGUAGAAGACAUACUGACAAUCAACCACAGAAGCCGAGAAGUUUAAGACCAA
Molecule: messenger RNA, 1875 nt
Organism: Lasiosphaeria miniovina
Lineage: Eukaryota; Fungi; Ascomycota; Sordariomycetes; Sordariales; Lasiosphaeriaceae
Product: heat shock protein 70 family
Exons: 6
Coding region: 221-1828 (535 amino acids)
Cellular component (GO): cytoplasm; nucleus; cytosol
Molecular function (GO): ATP binding; ATP-dependent protein folding chaperone
Source: RefSeq, a predicted model, not a curated record